ACGUGUAUGGUGUCAGUGUUUAUUUCCUCAAUUUUUAUUUUAUAUACCUCGUUCAAAUCUUUCGUAUUAAAAGAUGGCGCUGAAACUGUAUAAAAUGGAUAUCAGCCCGCCUGCGCGUGCGGCUAUGGCUAUAUGCGACAUUUUAAAUGUUCCCGUUGAAAUGAUUGAUAUAAAUCUCCAGAAAAAAGAACAUUGGGCACCUGAGUUUUUACGGAAAAACCCCUUGCACUCAGUACCAGUACUAGAAGAUGGAGACUUUGUCUUGCAUGACAGUCACGCCAUUCUCGCAUAUCUGGUAGAUGCAUAUGCCAGCAACGACAAUCUGUAUCCAAAAAACAUAAAGAAGAGAGCGCUGGUAAACCAGAAACUUUUUUUCGAUAAUGGCAUACUGUUUCAGAGACUUCGAAAUGUUACCUAUGAAGCAUUUGUUGAAGGCAUUACGAAAGUACCUCUGAAGAAACAGAAAGAUAUUGAAGAAGCAUACGGUUUUCUGGAACAGUUUCUUUCCCAAACAAAAUGGCUGGCGGGAGAGAAUAUGACUAUAGCCGAUAUAUCAGCCUAUGCUGUGACUGCUUCAAUGCUUUACAUAGUAAAACUCGACUCUAAAAAAUAUCCGAAAACCCUGGCUUGGUUGGACGAAAUGAGGAAGCAGCCAUUCAAUAUGAAAUACAGCGGUGCUUUAGCACAGUUCGGUAAUUUUCUAGAAAAUACACUGGAGCUUGAAAAGUGAAAUAAAAUGCACAUGUGUACUAACUGC
Hyposmocoma kahamanoa is the source of this 757-nucleotide messenger RNA. RefSeq names its product glutathione S-transferase 1-like (gene GSTe3). Bases 74 to 730 code for a protein of 218 amino acids. Gene Ontology annotation, biological process: glutathione metabolic process. Gene Ontology annotation, molecular function: glutathione transferase activity. The record is from RefSeq and is a predicted model, not a curated record. The transcript has 6 exons. NCBI's taxonomy places the organism in Eukaryota, Metazoa, Arthropoda, Insecta, Lepidoptera, Cosmopterigidae.